CCCAACCCUAUUUAUAACCAGAUUUUCCCUAUCGUCGUCUUCUCCUCUCUAAACCCCUCCAUUACAGUAGCUGCUAGGUUUUGAGCCAAUCGUCACAAUCUGCUGCUAAUCAACCAUGCCGCAAGGUGAUCACAUAGACCUUUCCAUAAAGCGGCAUGGACGCCGCUUUGACUACCACGAGCGCAAGCGCAAGAAGGAGGCUCGUGAAGUCCACAAAAGAUCCAAACAAGCCCAGAAUACUCUGGGUAUCAAGGGUAAGAUGUUGGCCAAGAAACGUUAUUCUGAGAAGGCCCUGAUGAAGAAAACAUUGGCUAUGCACGAGGAGUCCUCGACCAGGCGAAAGGUUGAUGAUGAUGUUCACGAAGGUGCUCUUCCUGCAUAUCUUCUUGAUCGUGACGAGACAACCAGAGCCAAGGUUCUUAGCAACACAAUAAAGCAGAAGAGGAAAGAAAAGGCAGGCAAAUGGGAAGUUCCGCUACCAAAGGUCAGACCUGUUGCUGAAGAAGAGAUGUUUAGAGUGAUCAGAUCUGGCAAAAGAAAGACUAAACAGUGGAAGAGAAUGAUUACCAAGGCCACCUUCGUUGGACCUAGUUUCACUAGGAAACCUCCAAAGUACGAGCGUUUUAUUCGCCCGACAGGUUUACGUUUCACAAAAGCUCACGUGACUCACCCUGAACUUAAAUGUACUUUCAAUUUGGAGAUCAUUGGCGUGAAGAAAAAUCCUAAUGGCCCUAUGUAUACAUCUCUGGGUGUUAUGACCAAAGGAACCAUAAUUGAGGUGAAUGUUAGUGAACUUGGUCUGGUCACCCCUGCUGGGAAAGUUGUAUGGGGGAAAUACGCACAAGUUACUAAUAAUCCUGAAAAUGAUGGUUGCAUUAAUGCUGUGUUGCUCGUCUAAGUCAAAUUGUGGAGACUGUGCCCGAUAGGCGCUGUUGAACUGCUAACUAGCUCUAUUACUAGCUCUAUUUAGGUCACUUUGGUGUUGCUGUAAGGCCAUGUAGUUCUAUUUCCAAUGGAAGCAAUUAGAAAAUUUUGGUGGUGAUUUGAGAUAUUGCUGUUCAAGUUGUUUGUGCUUAGAAUUGUUACACUAUUCGAAACCCUUUUGCUUGAGGACUGAUUUUAUCAAUAUAAUGAACUUUUCGUUAAUAUAUA
Molecule: messenger RNA, 1152 nt
Organism: Striga asiatica
Lineage: Eukaryota; Viridiplantae; Streptophyta; Magnoliopsida; Lamiales; Orobanchaceae
Source: the annotation of a GenBank genome assembly